AUGUCGUCCAUCAUCCAGAUUGAUACAACACGCCAUUAUCACAGCACUGAUGCUGCAUACGUUCUUCCUAAUGAUGAAAUUGAACAAGCACGUCUUGACUCGCAGGCCGUUGCCAUUGUCGAAAUGCUGGGGGGCCUCCCCUUCCUUGGCCUUCCAGCAAGUACAACUCCCGGGUCGAAGAUGAUCGAUGUCGGCUGCGGAACAGGUGUAGCAACAUUGCAGCUGGGAAAGCUGUGGCCCUCAUCCAAAGUAUACGGGGUCGACCUUUCGGUCGUCCCCGAGUCUACACAAAAGCAGGCACCUGGCAACGUCUCCUUUUUGCAAGGGGACAUUUUGGAAGUAGACUUUACGACACCGAGCGAUGACUUGCUUCAUCAAGAAGUCUUUGCGCCCAGUAGCGUGGAGUACAUUUUCGGCCGCAUGUUAUUUCUUGGAAUCAGUGAUUGGAAACUGUACUUUUCCAAUGCCGCCAAGGCGCUCAAAACUGGCGCCAUUAUCGAACACCAGGAUCUUGACUGGAAGUUCUAUCGAGUUGCGUCAGAUGAAUGUCUGAGUGAUGAAUGGCAAUGGUGGCAUGAAGUGGUUCAAGCCGUAGAAGCAUCUGGCCUAUCAUUAGUGUCGGGAUCCAACGCUGCGGCACUCCUCAAGGCAUCUGGUUUCGAAAUUCUGAAGGUUGAAACUUUUGAAUUUUCCUUCAUGCCGUCGUUGAAGACACCCAACAGUCAAGCUAUGGGAAAUUAUGUCCAGGCGAAACUGCUGCCACAGUAUCCUGAGCUCCUACGAAAGCUUCUAGAGCCUCGUGUCAGUAAGGAGCGACUCAAACAACUGAUCCAAGAUUGCCUGCGUGACCUAUCCUCGGAAGACGGGGUCCAUCAAAAAUACACCGUAACCGUUGCCAGAAAGCUCUAA
Molecule: messenger RNA, 909 nt
Organism: Pestalotiopsis fici W106-1
Lineage: Eukaryota; Fungi; Ascomycota; Sordariomycetes; Amphisphaeriales; Sporocadaceae
Exons: 2
Coding region: 1-909 (302 amino acids)
Source: RefSeq, a predicted model, not a curated record